Cyprinodon variegatus (sheepshead minnow) is the source of this 1454-nucleotide messenger RNA. It is a transcript of the gene ubtd1a, whose product is annotated as ubiquitin domain-containing protein 1-like. Lineage: Eukaryota; Metazoa; Chordata; Actinopteri; Cyprinodontiformes; Cyprinodontidae. Bases 369 to 1055 code for a protein of 228 amino acids. Gene Ontology annotation, molecular function: protein binding. The transcript is spliced from 4 exons. The record is from RefSeq and is a predicted model, not a curated record.
AUAGAGCUGAUAGGAUUAGGUCUCUUGUGCAAGGCUCUACCUUCUUGCAAGGACACUCAGCUCACUCCCUGAAUACAACGAACUUGUUUCUAUGAAUUGCUCACCUGGUAUUUACGGGGUCGUGUGUUUUAAUUAGAAGGGUUAAAACAGGAGUAGGUGGUGGCAUUUUGAAGCAACUGGGGAAGUGGAACCACCUGGAAAUCAGCUCCAAAUCUCAACUGAGUCUUUGAUCAGAGAGAUCAGUGAUAUUCACCAAAAACGCAGCGGACUUUUAAUCUUCCUUGAGGUCGACCUCUGUGACUCAUUUUCUCCGACUUUUGGAUGAACAGAAGUUUGAUUCACAGCAACACUCAGAUAGAAAAGCAGUGAUGGGAGUGCCUAACUCCAGAGAAUGUAACUACUAUCAUGCUCCAGAUGCACCCUUAAAGAUUUUCCUCAGAACUCGCAAUGAGCCUCUCAAGAAAGAGCGUCCUAAGUGGAAGAGCGAGUACCCGAUGACAGAGGGCCAACUGAGGAGCAAGAGAGACGAGUUUUGGGAUACAGCUCCGGCGUUUGAUGGACGGAAAGAGAUCUGGGAUGCACUUAGAGCUGCAGCUCUGGCUCUGGAGUGCAAUGACCUGGAGCUGGCUCAGGCUAUAGUGGAUGGAGCCUGCAUCACUCUGCCACAUGGAUCUCUCACAGAGAGUUAUGAUGAACUUGGAAACCGCUACCAGCUCCCUGCAUACACUUUAGCACCGCCCAUCAACCUCAUCAAUGAAACAUCCAGCGAGAGCAAACAGUCUGAAGGCACACAGAAACAGGCUCAGCCUCCAGUGUGCAGAGAGGAGUUCCAGCUGCGGGUGCGGCUAUCCACAGGGAAGGAUUUGCGUCUGACGGCCAGCCUGGCAGACUCCAUAGCUGUGCUGAAGAAACAGCUGGAGAAGCAGGAGGACAUCGAGGUGAUCCGCCAGCGGUGGUUCUUCUCCGGGAAACUUCUGACAGACAAGACUCGUCUUCAAGAUGCCAAGAUCCAAAAAGACUACGUUGUCCAAGUGAUUGUUAAUGUUAAUCCUUAAGUCAUCCCUAACUGAGGGGUAAUGAAAGAUAAAGGAUGUGCCAGAGAAGUCUGCAGGAACAGGAGCAGGUUUCCAGCAGGAGAAUUUUAUGUACAUUUUAUAUAUUAAAUUAUUGCUUUUAUAUUGCUCCUUUUUCUAUUUUUCCUUUUUUUUUUCUCCAAAUAAAGAGAUAUUAUUGAAAAGCACUGAAACACUUUAGGUGAUGUUAGAGCCCUAAGAUGCAUAUCCCUGUAUAUGUCUGUUUCUGAAGACCUCGACUUGCAGCUCUAUUGUUUACAUGAGUUCCUCUCCUUGUCUUGUUUGUUUGUACUUACGCUUGUUAUUGAAUUAAAAAAAAACAACAUUACAGUUAAGAAGAACAUACAAGGAAAAUCUACUGUUUCUUUUUGGACAAACAGA